This is a messenger RNA of Prorocentrum cordatum, 1698 nucleotides long. The record is from the annotation of a GenBank genome assembly. Lineage: Eukaryota; Dinophyceae; Prorocentrales; Prorocentraceae.
AUGACGGAAACGACGUUGGAACACGACGUCAUCAGCUACAGCGCCGGGGUCAGCGCCUGCGAGAAGGGCGAGCAGUGGCAGCGAGCUCUUGCGCUGCUCAAAGAGAUGCGGGAGGCAACGUUGGAGCCCAACGUCAUCAGCUACAGCGCUGGGAUGAGCGCGUGCGAGAAGGGUGAGCAGUGGCAGCGGGCUCUUGCACUGCUAUGCGAGAUGCGGGAGGCAACGUUGGAGCCCAACGUCAUCAGCUACAGCGCUGGGAUCAGCGCGUGCCAGAAGGGUGAUCAGUGGAAUUCAGCCCUGAUGCUGCUGAGCGAGUUGUGGGAGAUGAAGUUGGAGCCAGACGCUUUCAGCUACGGCGCUGGGAUCAGCGCGUGCGAGAAAGGCGAGCAGUGGCCGCGGGCUCUUGCAUUGCUGAGCGAGAUGAGGGAGUCGAAGUUGGAGCCCGACAUCAUCAGCUACAACGCUAUGAUCAGCGCUUCUGGGAAAAGCAAGCAGUGGCAGCAGGCUGUGUCGCUGGUCAGCGAGAUUUGUGAUGUGAAACUGGAGCCCGACAUCAUUAGCUACAAUGCUGGGGUCAGCGCGUGUGACGAGCAAUGGCAGUGGGCUCUUGCGUUGCUCAGCGAAAUGUCGGAGGCAACGUUGGAACCCAACGUCAUCAGCUACAGCGCUGGGAUCAGCGCGUGCGAGAAAGGCAGACAGUGGCAGCGGGCUCUAGAGCUGUUGAAAGACGUGUGGGAAGCGAAGUUGAAGCCCAACAUCAUCACCUACAGUGCUGGGAUCAGCGCGUGCGAGAAAGGCGGGCAAUGGCAGCGCGCCCUGUCGCUGCUUCGCGAGAUGCGAGGGCUAAACGUUGAGCCGAACGUCGUCAGCUACAACGCGGGAAUCAGCUCGUGCGAGAAAUGCGGGCAGUGGCAGCGGGCGCUGUCCCUUCUCAGCGGGAUGACGGAGAAACAGUUGCAGCCCAACAUCAUCAGCUACAGCUCUGGCAUCAGCGCUUGCGAGACUGGCGGGCAGUGGCAGCGGGCUCUUUCGCUGUUGGGCGAGAUGGGGGACGUGAAAAUGGAGCCCAGCCUCAUCAGCUACAGCGCUGGGAUCAGCGCGUGCGGGACAGGCAUGCAGUGGCAGCGGGCUCUGUCGCUGCUGAGCGAGAUGUGGGAGGUGAAGCUGGAGCCCGAGUCAACUACAUUGCUGGGAUCAGCGCGUGCGAGAAAGGCAGGCAAUGGCAGUGGGCUCUUGCAUUGCUCAGCCACGUGUGGGAGGCGAAGUUCGAAGCCAAUUCAGCUACAAUGCUGGGAUCAGCGCGUGCGAGAAGGGCGAGCAGUGGCAGCGGGCCCUGGCGCUGCUGAUCGAGAUGCGGGAGGCGAAGCUGGAGCCCGACGUCAUCAGCUACACCGCUGGGAUCGGCGCCUGCGAGAAAGGCAGGCAAUGGCAGUGGGCUUUUGCGUUGCUCAGCCACAUGUGGGAGGCGAAGUUCGAAGCCAACCGCAUCAGCUACAACGCUGCGAUCAGCGCGUGCCAGAACGGCAAGCAGUGGCAGAGGGCUCUGUUUCUGCUAAGAGACAUCCGCCAGAUGAACUUGUACUCGGACUUGUUCGUGUAUGGGAUUGUAGCCAGCAUGUGCGAGCAUGGCGGACACAAGAAACUGGUGCAGUCGUUGACGAGGGAGAUGUGCGGCCUGAUCGCAGCGGAAUAGCGUAA